Messenger RNA from Cervus elaphus (red deer), 1836 nucleotides. RefSeq names its product A-kinase anchoring protein 5 (gene AKAP5). Lineage: Eukaryota; Metazoa; Chordata; Mammalia; Artiodactyla; Cervidae. Gene Ontology annotation, biological process: positive regulation of adenylate cyclase activity. The record is from RefSeq and is a predicted model, not a curated record. The transcript is spliced from 2 exons. Gene Ontology annotation, molecular function: adenylate cyclase binding; glutamate receptor binding; calmodulin binding. Gene Ontology annotation, cellular component: postsynaptic density; excitatory synapse; dendrite membrane. The coding region runs from base 436 to 1722 and encodes 428 amino acids.
CCCGCGCCCGCCCCCUCCGCGCGCAUUGGUGCCGCCGCCUGUCGGUCCCCGCGCUCUGGGGAGGGGGCGCCGCGGGGCUGCGGUCCCUCUGCAGAGGGCUGCUCGCUGCCGGUGCGACCGUGGCUUCCCGAGUGCCCCGGCGUCCGGCCCUGCGUCGGUCAGGGACCCGGUGGUUUCUCCUUAAAUAAAACAAAAAUCUACCCAGUAAAAGGGCUGUCAUGAAGAAAUUAGCGAAAUUACAAGUAAUAGAGAAUGUAGGCAUUUGUAUAACUGGAGAAACCACCUAAAAUGACUGUAUGGAGUAAGACGAAAGGAAUGAUUACAUCUGGAAGAAAUUUUACUCAGUGUGAUAUUUUUGCCCACUUUUUUGUCACAAUAGACUGCUAAGGAAGAGACGAUACAGUUUUCUAGAGGAAGAAAGAGUGUAAUGUGAAAAUGGAGAUCACAGUUUCUGAAAUACAAGUAGAAAGUAAGGAAGAGACGAGAUCAGCAGAAGUUAGACCUCAGGAUGAGAGGCAGGAGGAAAAAGCAUCGAUGCUCUGCUUCAAGAGAAGAAAAAAAGCAGCCAAAGCAGUGAAGGCUGAAGCCAGCUCUAAAGCUGCUGAUGCAGCAAGGAAGUGUCCCCCAGAAGCAGGAGCUUCUGAUCAGCCACAGCACCCCGGGGGGGCCUGGGCCUCAAUCAAACGCCUUGUAACACGCAGGAAAAGGUCAGAGUCUUCAAAGCAGCAAAAGCCCUUUGAGGCUAAACUGCAAUCUGAAAUCAAUGCUGAGGAUGCUAAUCCUUCUAAGAAAAAGGCAAAAUCCAGAUUCAAGAUUCCCUGCAUAAAAUUCUCAAAAGGAGAGAAAAGAAGUAAUCACUCCAAAAUCAUAGAAGACUCAGACCGCAGUGUCAAAGUCCAAGAGGCUGAAAAUCUGGUUACAAAAACUCUGACCCAAUCAGAUGACCAGGCAACAGAGAGCAAGUCGCCCCAGGAUGUAAGGGAAGAUGUCUCACAGAAAGGGGAUGAUGAGGUCUGUGAAUCAAAUGUGAAUGACAGCAUAACUUCUCCUGGAGAGAAAGUGAUUUCAGUAGAACUUGAGUUAGAUAUGGGUCAUUCUGCUAUUCAAACAGGAACGCUAAUCCUUGAAAAAGAUACUGAAAUGCUUGAAGAAAAACAAAGCAUUCAACCUCAGCAAGUGAGCCCAUUGGAAGCUUCAGAUACAGAACAGGAGCUCCCAGUGGGUUCUGAGGUUCCUUCCUCGCCUGCAGUUCCAGAUCGACAAAUUCUGGAAGAAGCCAGACAUGGUGUCCUAGAAAGUGGACCAGAUUGGAAGGAGCAUGAAAGUAGAGAGAUUGUUGUUGAGGAGAGUAAGCCAAAAGAUACUGAAUUGAGCCAGGAAUCAGAUUUUCAAGAAAAUGAGAUCACUGCAGAAAAACCCAAACCAGAAGAAAGCAAAAGAAUGGAGCCAAUUGCUAUUAUUAUCACAGACACUGAAAUCAGUGAAUUUGAUGUUAAGAAAUCUAAAAAUGUCCCUAAGCCAUUCUUAAUUUCAAUUGAAAAUGAGCAAGUAGGGGUUUUUGCUAAUGACAGUGGUUUUGAGGGUAGAACUUCAGAACAAUAUGAAACACUCUUAAUAGAAACAGCUUCUUCUCUUGUCAAGAAUGCUAUCCAGUUGUCUAUAGAACAGCUUGUUAAUGAAAUGGCCUCUGAUGAUAAUACAAUAAACAAUCGUCUACAGUGACAAUUUCUAGAUCAUGGGAGGGAAAAACAAAAGCUUAAUGGUUAAUUAUUUUACAUAAUUGUGGCAUUUCUUUUUUCAGCAACAAAUGAGAGAUUUAGCAUCUGUGGAAUUUAA